This is a messenger RNA of Aureobasidium musti, 1278 nucleotides long. The record is from the annotation of a GenBank genome assembly. NCBI's taxonomy places the organism in Eukaryota, Fungi, Ascomycota, Dothideomycetes, Dothideales, Saccotheciaceae.
AUUCAAGAGGAGUCUUUGCCUUCCGACCACUCCAAUCAACCCAACACCAAUGAUGGCCCCGCACCCAUCACCCUCGAAACCGAAUUCCAACAAGCCUUCAAAGCCGUCUCCGCCUCACCCUGGGGAGCACGACUAGGCGGCUUCUUCGCCUCUGCAAAAAAGCAAGGAGAAAGUCUCUAUCAAGAUGCGCAAAAGGAAUACGCCAACCGCAGCGAACAAGCCGCCAAAGUCGCUGGAGAACUGCAAAAGAGUAUUGUGGAGAGCACGAGGAAUAUCAGUUUGAAUGCUGAGGGUGCUGCUGGAGCUGGUGCGAAUACUUCAUUCUCGGAUCCUACGUUUGCGUUGCCGGAAGAUGCGAGUGUGGAGAAGGGGAAACAGAAGGAGGCACAGUCAGAAGCACAACCAACAAGGCCGGACUCGUUACCAGCAGAUAUCGUCAAGGAAGCUACUUCGCUAGUGUCGCUGUUACGAUCUAAAGCCACGGCUGCGACGGCGAAUCUCAACCUCCAGAGAAUCCAAGCGGCGGAAGAUGCAGCAGAUGAAGCACUCCUCAAGUUCGGCACAAACAUAAAGUCUUUCCUGCGGGAUGCUGUUACCGUCACUGCACCCUCAGCUUCAUCAGAUAGCACAGAAGUGCUGUUUGAAACCAACGAUGCAGAAGGCAAGCGAGUCAUUCACUCCUCACGCUUCGAUGCGCAGUUGCACGUUAUCCACACGUCAGCUCAGAGCUUCACUUCCGACCCUGAUAGCGCCGAGUACGCCGAGUUUGCAAAGGAGUUCGAUAUUGCCGCAAAAACCGAUGCUAUUGCUGCAGAUUUGGAAAAGUAUCCAGAGCUUAGAAGGGCGAUGGAGAAACUCGUGCCCGAGAAAGUCGAGUAUGCCACUUUCUGGCUUCGAUACUACUUUUGCGCAAGAAGGAGAGAAGUUCUCAAAGGAGCAACCCAAACCACAGACGAAGACCUCACAUGGGGCUCCGACGACUCAGACGACGAAGAAGACAAAGCACCCACACCUACAAAAGAAAAGAUUCCCGUGCCUGCCACUACUGCUACUGCUCCUUCCACAACCACUGCCUCCACUGCAUCAACGCUCAAGCCUGAAACUUCUACUACCCAACAACAUGAAGAAGACAUCAAAUCCGUAUCCUCAAGUGACGCUUCUUACGACAUGGUAUCCGGAACAACCAGCCGAGCAACCGGCUCACCAAAAGAUGAAAAGAGCGAUAAGAUCGCAGCGGCAAAGAUUGACGAGGAGAGUGAUGAGGAGGAUUGGGAGUAG